Molecule: messenger RNA, 2809 nt
Organism: Loxodonta africana (African savanna elephant)
Lineage: Eukaryota; Metazoa; Chordata; Mammalia; Proboscidea; Elephantidae
Gene: ANKEF1
Product: ankyrin repeat and EF-hand domain containing 1
Exons: 9
Coding region: 333-2756 (807 amino acids)
Molecular function (GO): protein binding; calcium ion binding
Source: RefSeq, a predicted model, not a curated record
GAGCCAAAUAAAUGGGUGCUAAACCCUUACCUUGCCAAAUUAGUUAGCCUCACCUUCUUCAUGGGUAGAAUGGGAAGGCUCUGGUCAGGAGGGAAGAUUAAAUGAGAUAACAAGAAAACCACCUAGCAAGAUUCAUAUAAAUUAUAAUAGCAGAUUUGCUUUUAAAUAUUGAAACGAUUACACCAGCUGAAUAUUUGUGUGUGUGUGUGUAUAUAUACAUAUAAUUCUACUUUCAUGAAAUCAGUCACAGUAAAUUAUGGCAAAAAUGUUUCAUAAAAGUACCUAUCUUCUUAGAUAUUAAGAAAUAUGACUGCCAUUGAAUCAAAACGUAAAUGAUAAAAUUAACUUUGAAUUAUAUGCUUUCUUUUUUGGCUUUUGUAGUUUUGAUUUUGGUCCAGAAAGCAUUUUCAAGAAGUUGGUCAAGUAUGGCUUUAGCAGAUAGGAGACUUGAGAACCUGCAGAUCUACAAAGUUCUUCAGUGUGUUCGGAACAAAGACAAGAAGCAGAUAGAGAAGUUGACCAAGCUUGGAUACCCUGAACUAAUCAAUUUCACUGAACCUGUGAAUGGCCACAGUGCUCUGCACUUAGCUUCGGUUUCCAAUGACGUCGAUAUGGUCAGCUUUCUCCUUGAUCUUGGUGCUCACCCUGAUGUACGAGACCGAAUGGGCUGUACUCCAACUAUGAGAGCCGCAGAGCUGGGCCAUGAAUUGUCAAUGGAAAAAUUAGCCAAGGCAAAGGCAGAUAUGACUAUAGUUGAUCAUGAAGGAAAAGGUAUUUUAUUUUACUGCAUUUUACCUACCAAGAGGCACUAUCGCUGUGCUCUGAUUGCCCUUGAACACGGUGCAGACGUCAACAACGCUACCUUUGACGGAAAGCCAAUAUUUCUUAGAGCUUGUGAAGAAGCACAUGAUGUUAAAGAUGUGUGCCUGACAUUUUUGGAAAAAGGAGCCAAUCCAAAUUCUAUUAACUCAUCCACAGGGCGCACUGCUUUAAUGGAAGCGUCACGAGAAGGCGUGUUGGAACUGGUUCGAGGGAUCCUGGAGAGAGGAGGCGAAGUAAAUGCAUUUGACAACGAAAGACAUCACGCUGCACAUUUUGCUGCCAAAGGAGGCUACUUCGAUAUAUUGAAGCUUCUUUUUGCCUACAGUGGAGACCUGGGACUGAUUGCAAUGAACGGGAACACACCACUUCAUUAUGCUGCCAUGGGUGGUUUCACAGAUUGCUGUAAAUAUAUAGCUCAGCGAGGCUGUGACCUGAAAUGGAAGAACUUAGAACAUAAAACCCCCAGGACUGUGGCUAAGGAAGGCGGCUUCAAAGCAGCAAGCAAAGAAAUACGCAAAGCAGAGCGAAUUGCUAAUAAACUUGCCAGGCCAGGAGCCAAAAAUCCUAAUCCACUCUGGGCCAUUAGACUACAUGAUUGGUCCAUAGAGCGUGAGGCUUUCCUUCGGGAAGCCUUUUCGUUUGUGGACAGAGGCGAUGGGACAGUCAGCAAGGAAGACUUUGUCAUGGCGCUCGAGGAGAGGCAAGAUUUUGUGAACUCGGACCAGCUGGCUGUCAUAGCACAACUUCAUGAAAAAGUCCGGGGAGGUGGGAUUAACAUUAAUGAUUUUUUUAAAGGAACAAGAUACUUAACCAAGACUUAUGUCUUGUCAUCCUAUGGGCCUAAGAAAAAGAAAAAAGGGAUAGGCAAGAAAGGAAGGAGAGGCAAAUUUGUUUUGCCUCUCCCAAUCUGCAUCAUCCCAGAUAAUGCAUUUCCACUGCGGAGAGAUGGUGGGCCGCCAUAUUACAUGAUUGAAACCUACGAGAACAUAACUGAUUGCAAUCGUUUCAACCGAGAUCGGCCACCAGAGCAUCCCAUUCAGGACGACUCUGCUUGGUACAUUGAUGAUCCAACGAAAGUAUUUGCAAAUAUUAAUAUUGUCACCAAAGCAGGGGAUUUGGCUUCUCUGAAAAAAGCAUUUGAAUCAGGAAUACCUGUGGAUAUGAAGGAUAACUAUUACAAAACACCGCUAAUGACUGCCUGUGCGAGUGGAAACAUCGAUGCCGUCAAGUUUCUUCUGGAAAAAGGGGCCAACGUUAAUGCAACAGAUAAUUUUCUGUGGACGCCACUUCAUUUUGCAUGCCAUGCAGGUCAACAAGAUAUUGUUGAACUUCUUGUUAAAUCUGGAGCUAUAAUAGAUGCCCCUUCAAUCAACAACUCAACUCCUUUAAGUAGAGCUAUUGAGAGCUGUAGGCUGGAUACUGUAAAAUAUCUGCUUGAUAUUGGUGCUAAGUUCCAGCUGGAAAAUAGAAAAGGGCAUAGUGCCAUGGAUGUUGCAAGGGCAUAUGCUGACUAUAGAAUAAUGGAUCUGAUUAAAGAAAAGCUAGAUAACUUGCCAAAGCCAGCAGAAAAUCAAAAAGUGAAAGGCAAGCCACCUGUUAAACCAAAGACUGAAGGCCCUGAAAUGAAGAAAGAGGAGGAAUCACUUUACUCAAUUUAUGCUGUACCGACAGUAUUGGAGGACAACAAAGUGCGUAAGGAUAAUGUGGUUUAUCUCAAUUCUUUGAUUACCAGUGGUUAUACCAAGAAAGUGGACAUCACAUUUGUUCCACGGAGGAUUUGGAGUCCUGAGGCCACUACAGCAGAGCUGAUCAGGAAGAGAGAACUGAUGCGGGAGCGGUUCACCUAUGAGGUGGAUUUUGAUGAUUUCAUGAUGCCCUUUCAGAAGAACAUCACAGAGAAAGCUCGGGCAUUGGAAGCUGCCUUCAACAUAUAAAUCACAGCAGUUGCUCCUUUGGGUAAAUGUUUCGAGGCCCAGAGACAAAAUUA